Molecule: messenger RNA, 1981 nt
Organism: Psylliodes chrysocephalus
Lineage: Eukaryota; Metazoa; Arthropoda; Insecta; Coleoptera; Chrysomelidae
Source: the annotation of a GenBank genome assembly
CCUUGAAUGCGUUUGUGUAGGCACAAAAUGUAAUACGUACAAAAUAGUAGCUGGUUAAAAACCAAUUUUAACCUGCAAAUAGGGUUAAAUCUGACUCAAGAAAAUCUUAAAUAGGUUAUCAAAAAUAAAUAGGUCGAGUUAAAGUUAUCAUAGUUGUGAACAUGGCUGUUAUUUGCGAAUAGAUUGGCGGGAAAGUGCGUCUCAAGAUUUAGAAAGUUGCAGUAUAAAUUAGUAGGAUAAUAAAUGAUCAACUGGUGAUGGACAAUGAGAAGCCAAAAUUCUUCUUCAAAACAAUUACCGAUUACGGACCUAAAGGAGUAGUUUACCAUUUUCCAAAAGAAGUCCUCAUCAUCGCCGUCAUAGUUCUAAUCAUAUGCGUGACAGCGGAUAUUUUAAUAGUAUUCACUAUAUUCAAAAGAAAAACGUUACAUUCCAGACCUUACACAUACGUAGCGCACUUGUGCAUUUGUAACAUUUUAACUGUAUUACAUAUUUAUAAUAUACUAUUGUUAAAUCCUAAAGUUAAAUUUACAUGUUCAUGGGAAGAAACAAUUUACAUCUAUACAUACUUUAUUUUUAUAACUGGCAAUGAACUUUUUAUUUGCGUCCUCAUUAUAGAUUGGUACAUCCUCGUUUUUGACCCCCAGAAAAAUUCUUCAUUCAGAUUCGGUAAAUCUUUUAUAGUCUGGUUUGUUAUAAUCAUCUUCAUUUUUUAUACACUGUCAGUAUGCACGUUUCAUAGAUUUAUGCUAAACAUCAGCAUUGCUGUUUACGUAAUUACAUACUUCGUUAGUUUAAUCAUUGUGAUUAUUAUUUAUGUAUUAAGAUUAACGCAACUGAAACCUUUUGCUGAAAUACUAGAACAGAGCAAAUUAGAAUUCAGGGUGGUAUUCCCUUUUUUCGUAUGUUGGUUUUUAAACGUCUCGUUACUGUUAAUAGAUAUGAACUUUAAAAUAUCAGGUAGACGAAACGAGGAGAUAACACCUUAUCUUUUAUAUCAAAUCUCUAUUUUCGUUGGAUUCAGUUAUUCAUUAGUUCUGCUUGGUAUAUUGUGUAAAUGUGAUAGCAAUUUUAAUAAGAGUAUCAGAUCUUUGUUUAAUUGUACCACGGAACAGGCUAAUAACGACGAAAAUCAUUUUGAAUUACCGCAGAUAAUUUAAAUAUUAAUUUUUUAAUUACUACAUAUUACUACAUCUUUUAAUUGUAACUAACUUCCUCUAAGACUAUUUACAAUACCUGAAACUUCUCGCAUCUUGUCUCAUAAAGGGCACCCAUAUAUCCAUUUGCCACUGUUACCAAAAAUACUCUAUAACGGACCUAAUCUACAUAUCGAAUCUAGAUUUAAUAAGCUUAGAAAUGUAUUGUGAAAUGCAGAAUUAAACAUUUCUGUCUGAAUGAGCCAAAUCCAUUUGUUUGCCAAAUCUGUGACUAAUAGAAAGGAGAUAUAAUCCUUGAAAUUUCUGUUUUAUAAUAAUCAAUUAUAAUGCCCUGUUUAGUAUUCUGAAUCAGAAUUUUUAUUGAUACUAUUUUAAGUGUUUAUACUGUUUAUAAAUUGUUGUGUAUGUUAUUGCGAAAAAUUUGACACAGUAUUCUUUUCCCAGCCUCAAUUUGACAAUUAUUGUAUCAACUUGAACAUGAAUAAAAGCUGCAAUUAAACAAAUAUAGUACUUUAUAAAAUUAAUAUAAACAUAUUAACAUAUAGGUAAUUCAGGUGUAUUUUCUUUUUCUCGUUGACCAUAAUGUUGUAGUAGCAAUAAGCAAAAUAGACAUGAUUAUCUAAAUAAUUAAAUGAUUUUCUCUGUUUUGAAGAAUUUACUCACCGAGUGCUUUCAAAUUAUGUGAUGGCUUGUUAAUGUGAUACGGUGUAAUACCCAAGUUUGGUGAAAUUUUUUAAAAAAAAUUAUUUAAAUACAAAAAAAAUAUGUAUAACUUUAAUGACUGAUUUUAUUAAUUUUAAGAAUACACUCUAACAAAAUUUAUU